CCAAGAUGGCUCCUGUGAAUGUGUCGGUCCCAUAGCAAAUUGAGGAUGCAAGUAGCUGCCGAAAAAACAACUUUUCCCCGACCGUCGCAUCCCCUGGAGUUCAAUUCGUAUGGUGCGGAGGAGGCCCUGACAUCCGUCUAGGCACUGAGCAGCCGUCGGAGCUUCGCGAAACCUUCUUCAAUCCACCAAUUUGGAGUAGUUUCGCGAAGUAGCUCUUCUCCUCGCUGUCGCUGUCUGUCCGGAGCGAGGUUCAGGCAGGCAGCUCAUCCAAAUGGCCGAACCGAGAAAAGUGCAAUUUGUCACCCUCUCGGCCUUCGCAGCUGGAGCAGCCGCGGAGUCCAGGAAACGCCGGCUGGAGGAUGAGGCCGACUUCAACUUCGGUAGAGCCGGGGAGGUCGAGGCAGCGACCGGGGCAGGGGGUGCUGCCAGCAACGGUCGCCUCGGCAAAACCGGCGACAGGGACACGGCUGGAGCCGAGAAGAGGGUGACGGUGCGGCUCAACCUGUCCCUACCGGAGCCUGACGACCGCUCCUCCGCCGAGUUUAAUUACGGCGAACUCAUCCAGAACCUCCAGGCAAAGAAUCCUCCAAGUCUGACUCCAGCCCACACUCCCAAUGACCCCUUCAACGAUGACGAGAGAGAGCGGCUCCAGGUUGAGGCCCUGGCAAAAAAGUUUGAAAAUAAAUAUGGUAACGCAGAAAAGAAGAAGAAGAAGGACAGAAUGCAGGAUUUGAUUGAUAUAGGCUUUGGCUACGAUGAGACAGACCCCUUUAUCGACAACUCAGAAGCUUAUGAUGAGCUGGUGCCUGCCUCUCUGACCACAAAGCUGGGGGGAUUUUACAUCAACACCGGUACGCUGCAGUUCAGAGCGGCCUCCGACUCUGAGGGAGAGGAGGACAAGAAGCCGACUGACAACAAGGAGCAGGUGAUUAAGAAGAGGAAAAAGAAGGAAGUGAAUAAUCUGGAAGAGAAGAACCUGAAGAAGAACAGAGUACCGAAACAAGGUGUAACAGCCCUCAACCUCCACCGGCCGGAGAAGAAGAAGAGGAAGAAGCUGAUGAAGGACUCGCUCUACCUGGCGGCCAUGCUCCGCCGCUUCACCCGGGAGAAGGAGGAGAUGAGGAAAAGAAACCCUAACAUGGCUCACCCCGGCUUGGCAGGAAGCAUGGCUAACAAACUCCACUCCGCCAACUCAACGAACCACCUGUUAGCCUCCAACUCCACCCACUCACAGGGCAACACAGCCAGCAACGACCUCUCACUGGCAGACCUCACCUCGGACCCUGCUGUGAUGUCACUGCUGGGCUCAGCCAACGAGAAGGAGCUGCAGGAUCUCCUAGGCGACCUGGACUUCGGCUUGUUGGACACUGACCAGCAGCACGCCAUGGUGGCUGCCAGGGAGAACGGCAUUCUGGGAGUCGGUGUUCCGGCUCAUAAAGCAGCAGCAGCAGGAGGAGGUGGCCAAGGGCGAGGCCUGGGGUCUUCCAGCGGACUGUUUUCUCCGCCUCCGCUGCCUGAUGGACUGCCUGCUCCUCUUAUUAAACGCAUCGAGGACCUGCGGGCGGCCUCGCGGCAGUUUGAUCAAGAGGGCAGGAAGAAAUUUUUCACCUUGGACAUGAAUAACAUUCUCCUGGACAUUGAGCUGCAGGUGCAGGAGCAGCCUCCUGAGGUGCGCUCAGGCAUCUACUCGCACAUGGAGGCGUUUGUGCCGUGCAACAAAGAAGCCCUCCUCAAACGCCUGAAGAAGCUCAGUCUCAACAUUCAGGAUGAUCGCUUACGGACACCGUUGUUAAAGCUGAAGCUGGCGGUGUGUAGCGUGAUGCCAGAGCAGAUAGCCAGAUACAACAUGGACUGCAUGGCCAAGGUUGCAAAGCAGCAGUCAGAAGAAGGUGAUAAGAACGGCUCAGAGGAGGAAGAUGAGGAAAAACCCGGGAAAAGGGUGAUAGGCCCGCGGAAGAAGUUUGUCUGGGAUGACAAGCUCAGGAACCUGCUGUGCAGCUUGGUGCGGGUGAAGCUGAGCUGCUACGAGAUGGAGAACCAGUGCUCUCUGUCUGUGGAGGACUACCUCAAGGCCUUCUUAGAGAAUGAGGUCAAACCACUAUGGCCCAAGGGCUGGAUGCAGACCAGGAUUCUGUUCAAGGAGAGUCUUGCUGUUCACAGUCACCUCACUGGAAACCUUGUCAAGAGGAGAAUGGUGCCUGGGCCCAAGGCCAAAGCCAAGGAGGGUCUUUGGAUCCACAAACAACCUCUCACCAUGACCUCCACCUCGUCUUUACCCACCUCUGCAUCUAAUCUGACCUCCAGCCGCCAGCCCCCCUCCUCCUCCUCGCCCCCCAUCUGUCUGUCAGACUCACUGGAUGAGGAUCUGACUGCUCCCUCUCUGGACUCCAUCUCCCACGCUCUGGCCCUCCUCAGCAACGCAUCUAAGGGCCUGGGCCCCUCAGACAGUCCCUUGUCGCCCCCACCCCUUCAAAUCCCCACCUCCUCUCCUCCGCCUGUCACCCCUCACUACCCCUCAGCCUCUCAGCUCUCUGCCUCGGUCGCAUCCACAACGCAGCAACAUUCCCUGUCUAAGGUGGAGGCUGCUACGCUGGCAGCUGUGUCUGCUGGGAACUUGCCAACAACAACAACAACAACGCUACCAACCUCCUCUUCUACCUCCUCUUCCUCGUCUCCCACUGUUUCCUCUUUGGCUCGUGUGCAGGCAGCUGGCCUGUCGCUGGCCUCCAGGACUGCAGAUGGUUCCUACAGCCUGAUCAAAGGAUCUGGCACCAUGGGCCAAACCCAGACUCAGAGACUUGUUACCAUGGCAUCACCCAAUCACAGGCCAAGCUUGGUGAUGGGCGGGAGUGGCAAGAUGCAUCCACACCCGUCCCCGUCGCCUCCGAAGCAGCGGCCUCCUCCCACGGCUUCCCCUCUGCUGCCCCCCCAUCAGAAGGGCUUUGUCAGCCCGGGGGGGAUGCUGGGAGUUAUGGGAGCCCCUCAAGGACUGGCAAAGAACAGCACCAAAGCCAGCAGCAUCAGCAGCAACGGCAGCGUGAGCAGCAGCAUCACGCCUUCUUCCUCCCCCUCCUCACUGUCCCGCUCCAAUUCCAACACCCAUCCUAGCCUGCAGUCCUUCUGCCCUCCCUCCCCGGUGGCCUCCUCGCCGUCCCCCACCUCUCAUACCUCACACUCCUCUCAAGGUAAAUCCCACACACACCACCACCACCACCAGCCCAACUUCAUCACGCCCAUGCAGGCCACCCUAACCAAGUCCUCCCACAGCAGCAACUCCUCUCCCAUCAUCAAGCUCACCCCUCGGCCCCCUGCGCCCACUCCACCUCCCUCCUCCUCCCCCUCCCCGUCAUCCUCCCCGUCACACCCGCUCUCCCAUCAGAUGAUCCCCGGCCAACAGCAACAACACCAGUACUCCGCCAAAUCCCCCAAAACUUUCCGCCCCCCCUUCAGUGUAUCGGGUAGUGGGCAGGUGAAGCAGACGCAGGGCAGCUUCAGCUUCGCCGGAGGCCAGAAAGCUCAGUCCACCACGAGCAACAGUAGCAUCAACAACAACUCCAUUAAUAACAAGGUAUCAGCUGUCUGCAGUCGCCCAGACAAAACUCCUGCCUCUCCUGCACCUUCAGUCUCAGCCAAUCACGGGCAGAGGCAGAGGGUGGUGGGCGGGGCUAACCAGAGCUCAAAGGCAGGAAACGGUUGGGCGGCUUCAGGAACUUUGGCCACGUCCUCCACAACGUCACACCUCUCACAGGUAUCAACAGCAGGCACUUCCCUCCUGGGCAGCCCCUCUGGUCUGCCCCUGGGCUUUGGGAUGUUGGGAGGCCUGGUGCCCGUCUCGCUGCCCUUCCAGUUUCCCCCGUUGCUCAAUUUCAGCCCUCCUGGAGCCCCAGGGGUCGCUGGCAUGGGCUCAGCCCCCAGCUCCAACUCAGGAUACCCUCUAGCACAGAGCGACCUAAUGGAUCUGUAUAAGAGUCUCCAGUCAGGGUCGCAGGCUGCCCUACCUCCUCACUUGCAGCUUGCUUUCUCAGAUGCGAACCAAAGCCAGGGUGGAGACAUGAAGAGGAAAUCCCACUGACCAAUAACUGCGCAGGAGGGUGACACCAGCGAGGUGGCAUCACAGCCUCCUGGAUACAUCCACCAAUAGGAAUCUUCACUUUGACUGACACAGUGACGUGGUAUGAGGGGGCGGGGCUCCACUGCCUCUUUUAAGAAAAAAAAACGGACCUAAAGGAGAAUCAGUUUAUCCUCGCUACAAGUGGCAACGAUGAAUUAAUUUAACUGUAUUUUCUAAUGAACCGGGUAUGAGAACAAGACGGAGUGAAUGACGAGAACACUUUUUAUUUUUAUUUGGCUUAUUUUUAUUUUCUUUGUCAACAUGUUUACAUAUGACCGACCUUGAUCACUGUGGAAUGAGUGUGAGCGAGGUGGUGGUACAGAUGAGAGUAGUAGUACGCUACGUAAUAUAAUUUGUAUUUAAGCUUACGUUGAAUAACAGGACUCUCGUUCUUGCAGUACAAAAAGAAAAAAAAAAAAACAGACUGAGUAAUGAAUUUUUAUUUUUCUGUCUUUUUGUCUCAGAUGUGGGAAUCGUCGUGUCCGUAGAAAUUUUAUUGUUGGUCACCUCUGCUCCCACAAAUGACUGUUAAGUAGUAGCUUAAAUUAAUAUUGAUAAAUUAUUUGUAAUUUACACAGGGACAAAAACAUGUUAUGGUGUGUGUGUGUGUGUGAGAGAGAGAGAGCGAUGAUUUGAAUGUGUGUAUGUACAUAAAAAAAACACAAUAUACUGUUAAUUUCUUUCCAGAUUAUUCAGUAUGAAUGGGUAAAGACGUGUAUCCCCUUUUCACAAUAAUGAGCGAGUGUAAGUUUGAUGCCCCUCUCUCGCUCAGUGUGUUUUUGGUGCUGUUUAAUCACACUGGACCUUUUCUGGAAAAAAGACUUGAAUUGAAAAAGUUUUGGGCGCCUCAUCUGACGAGGGGAGUCGCCUGUGAGAGAGGGGAGAAACGUCAAGACUGUAGCCUACUUGAAUUGUUUUAGUUGUUUUUUGUUUUUUUUUUCUUGUGAGUUAAGACUUUUUUAUUUACUUUCUCUGCUUAUUGACUCAAACCAACUUAAUAUAACACAACGCCUUAGUUUGUAUUGAAAAAGUAUGAAAAGAUCUAUGCAGGACUGUAAAACGCUCAAUGCAAAAGUGCAAGUCGUCGCUUGGCUUUCAACCUCUACUCAACUUGUCAGUGCAUUUCUGGAGUUGUGAAUGUUUGUAGAUGUUUUUAUGUCACUCGAGACUCUUUUUCUUUCUGGCGUGUGUUCAGACAGAAUGCAAAGCGGAAUUUACAAGUGGCAGAUGCAAAAUGAUUCAACCUGAGUGAAAAAGUCGUGUCAUAUUAAGUGUGCUUUAUUUAUGAGCAUUAAAAACCUGAGUGUGGAAAUGCCAAAAAUAUUUUUAAAAACUCGAAAUAUCGCAAAAAAAUUGUACGCUUGGGGGAGGUGGAAAAGUUGGUGUACUGAUAACUAGAAACAGAUUCAGUGGAUAACUGAUGACCUGCCGUCUUCGUCGUACAUUGAUGUGUCCACACAGGGCUGUUAACAGAACUCUUCCAGGAGCACAUGGAUUUGUCAUAUUAGUUGUAAAAAAACGUUCCCUGUCCAUCGUCCAGUGUGCUCUCCAUUAUUAUACGUCCAUGGUUUCCUUUGUUUGAGGUUUGACUACAUUAGUUCGCUACAUUAAAAUUUGCGCUAUAUUUGGACGGACACUGACUGUUAUUGAAACCAUCAUUACGAGCAGCAGAGGGAGAAAAAAGUUUAAUAGAUGUCAGGAGUUUCUAACACUGAUGAUCUCUUCCUCUUGGGGAAAAAGACCUACACAUGCCAGCAAACUGUUGGCAAAAUGGUUGCAAACUGUGAUGGUAAAUAUGCUGCAAAAUGCGAGUCUGGGGAAAAAAUUCUGAACCUGUAUGUUCAAAGCUUUCACUCGUAUAAAAUAUUGAACAAUGUGAACUCGUAUGGUGAAAUUUUCACUCAUAGAACUUGUUAUCCGUUAUUUACUUUUAUUAAGCUUCAUUUUUUAAGUCAGUUUUCCACUGCAACUUCACACAUGUGCUCUCUUGCAUCACAAAGUCACAAAUCUGCACGUCUUUACUUUUGCAACCGAUAAAUUUGCUGCAAAAAACAUUGGUUCACUCCCCGCUGCUCGCUGUUGCUUGAAAAUAAAAUCCAAUAAAACCACUAAUACAAUUGUUUUAGCUCAUUUUAAAGGGGCUAUGUGCAGUUUGGAUCUGGAUUCAGAUGGUAACGUGGGGCUAACCAUCUUGGAAUGAAGUGUGAACACUCCCAACUUGGAAUAACAGAUUUUUUCUUCCCAUUCUGCUGACAUCACCCAAACGCAGCACCAGGGGCUUUAUGUAUUUACUUUAUAAACAUGCAGAAGAAAAAGAUCAGAGAAAGAAGUUAAACAGUUUGUGGUGAGUUCAGUGUCUGAGCUGAACACAAACACAGUCACACUCCCACAGACAUCGUUAGUGUGUGCGUUGCUAGCUCACUCACAGCUAACGUUGAUACAGGUGAUCCAUUGGCUGUUUGGAGGGUCACGCUCAAACUGACACAAGGCUGAAAUUCCCUUUCCCGUCUGUCUGAACACACCUGUAGAGAUACCUUCCCUCUGCUGAAUACCUCCAUUAACAAAACCGUUCUUCCUGAGUCUCUCUCUGUCCUCCCCCGACUAGUUCCCCGCCCACCUCCAUGAGUGUCUGAAUGACCGGCUGCACCGAGAACGGCGCCAAAGAUUGUUCUGUAGCUCACUUAGAUGGGGUGCUGCUGGUCAGUGUGUGUGUGCGUGUGAUUAUUCUGACAUUUUCCCCACAAAAUGUAAACCCAUGAGUGUCGAUGUGUGGUCCUUCAGGAUGUCAUUGUGAAGUCAUGUGACUGGAGCAGUGGGUGACAUCUUCUAAAUUGUGCUUUCUUUGGGGGUCGGGGAGGAUGAAAAUGACAUUUCGUGGUUAACUGGUUACUUAAUUUGGUCUUUUGUAGAUUAUUUUUGUGUGUCGAUUAUGAAAUUAAACAAAACAGGUGGUUUUCAUGA
Molecule: messenger RNA, 7072 nt
Organism: Epinephelus lanceolatus (giant grouper)
Lineage: Eukaryota; Metazoa; Chordata; Actinopteri; Perciformes; Serranidae
Gene: ubn2a
Product: ubinuclein 2a
Biological process (GO): chromatin organization
Cellular component (GO): nucleus
Source: RefSeq, a predicted model, not a curated record